Messenger RNA from Mus pahari (shrew mouse), 789 nucleotides. It is a transcript of the gene Pop7, whose product is annotated as POP7 homolog, ribonuclease P/MRP subunit. The coding region runs from base 158 to 580 and encodes 140 amino acids. Gene Ontology annotation, molecular function: nucleic acid binding. The transcript has 2 exons. NCBI's taxonomy places the organism in Eukaryota, Metazoa, Chordata, Mammalia, Rodentia, Muridae. Gene Ontology annotation, biological process: tRNA 5'-leader removal. The record is from RefSeq and is a predicted model, not a curated record. Gene Ontology annotation, cellular component: ribonuclease MRP complex; nucleolar ribonuclease P complex; nucleus.
CGCGUGCGCAGGGCGUAGCCUUGCCCGGCGCGCCCGGUCCCGAUCCUUUUCUCCGUCCUUCGUCUGCGGACCGAGGGCAGCGGCGGCGGCCGCUCGGAUCGGUCGGCGAGGCUCACGCGAGCGAAGCGCACCGCGGAAGGGGUGAAGGACGCGGGGCAUGGCAGAGAACCGAGAACCCCGCGGCGCCGUCGAGGCUGAGCUGGACCCCGUGGAGUACACCCUUCGGAAGCGACUUCCCCACCGCUUGCCGCGGAGGCCCAACGACAUCUACGUCAACAUGAAGACGGACUUUAAGGCCCAGCUCGCCCGCUGCCAGAAGCUGCUGGACGGAGGCGCCAGGGGGCAGAACGCGUGCCCUGAAAUCUACAUCCACGGCUUGGGCCUGGCCAUCAACCGGGCCAUCAACAUCGCCCUGCAGCUGCAGGCGGGCAGCUUCGGGUCCCUGCAGGUGGCCGCCAAUACCUCCACCGUGGAGCUGGUGGACGAGCUGGAGCCGGAGACGGACUCUCGAGAGCCGCUGACGAGGAUCAGGAACAACUCGGCCAUCCACAUCCGAGUCUUCAGGGUCACGCCCAAGUAACCCAAGGGAAGGUGACUCGGACCCACCAAGGCUUUUGAGCACACAACAUCCAUGCGGCUGGGGUUUCUAGUGGUUCAUAGUGGCUCUCGUUCUGAGUUCUGUCCUGAGCCUCUUGUCACCUCGUUACCCCAGCCUAGAGGACUGAGAAUGGAGAGCCCGAGAUGUCAGUCUUCCUUGUCCCGUAUAAUAAAAUAUUAAAGUUGUGUUGG